Messenger RNA from Cladophialophora bantiana CBS 173.52, 576 nucleotides. RefSeq lists its product as uncharacterized. Gene Ontology annotation, molecular function: monooxygenase activity; heme binding; iron ion binding. Lineage: Eukaryota; Fungi; Ascomycota; Eurotiomycetes; Chaetothyriales; Herpotrichiellaceae. Bases 1 to 576 code for a protein of 191 amino acids. The transcript is spliced from 2 exons. The record is from RefSeq and is a predicted model, not a curated record.
AUGGCUACGCCUAUGUUCGUGAACGAGGACCCUUACCUCGGUCGGAGACUCACGCAGCCGGAGUUGGUAGAGGAAUUGAUGAGCAUUACGUUCGCUGGCAGUGGCACAACCCCGUCGACAUUAACCUACCUUCUGUACGCUAUGUCUAAGGACACGGUAAGGCAAGAAUGCCUGCACCUAAAUGAGGUCAAGAACCUCCCAUAUCUGAAUGCUGUCCUUAAAGAGACUUUCCGUCUCUAUCCAACCAUUAUGUCGACGCUUCCGCGGAUCUUGGACCGUCCAGUGAACAUCGGAGACUACGUCUUGCCUCCGGACACACUAGUCGGCAUGCAAAAUUACGUUCAUCACCGUGACGCCGAGCUCUUCCACCGUCCUGACGAAUUUCUGCCAGAACGGUGGCUUGAGAAGAACGGAGAUGCUUCGCGAAUAAAGUACAUGGAAUCCGCACUCACACCGUUCUCGCUAGGCCCGCGGAAUUGCAUCGGCCAGAAUUUGGCCAAGGCUGAGCUUUAUCUGGCGGUCAGUAACAUCUUCAGGAAGCUUAGGUUACAGUUAAACGCCGACAUGACUAAGUAG